UCACGCACGCAGGCGAAAUCAGUGUUUUCCUAUCACCAAUUCAAAAUAAAAUGAAUUUAUUUAGUAAGUUCGAGGCAGUCACGCGUGUAACUUGUGCCGUCAUCUCUUAAAAGUAAUAGUGAGGUUUUCUAAGUGGGGCAGCAGCACCUGCCAGGUUAGUUUUAUUUAUACUUCGUAAUUUUGUGAACGCAAUUAAAAAAUAUUUAUAUCGCAACAGGUUGGCUUGCCGUUCACGUAAAGCAAAAACAUCACGGAAUCGAAGAAAAAUGACGUCAGAUGAUCCUUUACUUCCUUCUGUGUUUACCCUAAAUAAUGGAACUAAAAUGCCAGCUGUUGGACUUGGAACAUAUCGGAUUCGGAAUUCUGAACUCCUCAUGAAAACUGUGGAUUAUGCUUUAGGAGCAGGUUAUAGAAUGUUUGACACAGCUGCUGUUUAUGGAAAUGAAGUCCAUCUAAAAAAUGCACUCAAUUGUUUACUACCCAAGUAUGGUUUAAUGAGAGAGGACAUCUUCAUAACUACUAAGCUUUCACCAGCAGAUCAUGGUAGUCCAGAUGUCGUAAAUAAUGCUUAUAAAAGAUCUUUAGAUAAUCUUGGCCUGGAUUAUGUUGACUUGUAUUUAGUACAUUUUCCGGGAUCGGCCAAAAUACCUGCUGAGGAUCCUCGGAAUCCAAAAUUAAGAGACUCUACUUGGGCAGGGAUGACCAAACUAUAUGAUGAUGGCUUAGUAAAUGCAAUUGGUGUUUCUAAUUUCAAUAUCCGUCAUCUUAAAGACAUUAUGAAUUGCAAUCAUGGUGUGGUUCCUGCUGUUAAUCAGGUUGAAUGGCAUCCAUAUUAUCAUCAAAAGGAUCUGCUCAAGUUCUGUAAACAGAAUGAUAUUCUGUUACAAGCAUAUUGCUCACUUGGAGGCACCUCUGCAUCAAACACUGACUUAUUGGAUGAUCCUGUUGUGAAGAAAAUUGCCAUGAAACAUGAAGCAACAUGUGCACAAGUACUGCUAGUAUGGGCUGUACAACAGGAUGUAGCUAUUAUACCAAAAUCCACUAACCUGGGCCGUAUAAAAGAAAAUAUUACAUUUAAUUUCAAGCUUACAUGUGAGGAAAUAAAGGCUUUGGAUGCAUUAGGAGAGCAUAAUAUAAAAUAUGCUUGGGAUCCUAAUACUGUAGCAUAAUUUGGGCUUAUCUAAUAUUGAUCACCAUUGCCCUUUAUUACUGAUUUAGGCCUAAGAAAUAUAAUUAAAAGAAAAUAAGCUUGGUAC
Chilo suppressalis (striped riceborer) is the source of this 1256-nucleotide messenger RNA. Lineage: Eukaryota; Metazoa; Arthropoda; Insecta; Lepidoptera; Crambidae. The record is from the annotation of a GenBank genome assembly.